Molecule: messenger RNA, 4377 nt
Organism: Callorhinus ursinus (northern fur seal)
Lineage: Eukaryota; Metazoa; Chordata; Mammalia; Carnivora; Otariidae
Gene: TACO1
Product: translational activator of cytochrome c oxidase I
Cellular component (GO): mitochondrion
Source: RefSeq, a predicted model, not a curated record
GUUUGGUAUUGGGACGGUCGCGUCCGGGCUGCCCGGGGCUGGUCUGAGUAUUUGGGUCUCUGGUGACGGGUAGAGGCGGCCGCAGGCUCAGGACCUGCUCGUUUACGCCUCGGACGCCACGGGCUGACCUUGGCCGCUGCUCGUUGGCUGUUCUUGCUGACCUUGGCCGCUGCUCGUUGGCUGUUCUUGCUGACCUUGGUCCAGGGUCGGAGCCGAUGGCAGCUUGGGCCGCCGUCAGCCUGAGCAGGGUCGCUGCCCGGUGCUUGCUGGGGGCGCGAGGCCCCGGGGUACAGGCGGCUCUUCCGCCCACCCUCGCGGCUUCCCAGCCUGAGCCCACGGGCUGUACCCCCACUCUGGGCAGGACGCUGCACCUCACCGCGGCGGUCCCCGCCGGGCACAACAAGUGGUCCAAAGUCCGGCAUAUCAAGGGUCCCAAGGACGCCGAAAGGAGUCGCAUCUUCUCCAAACUCUGUUUGAGCAUCCGCCUGGCAGUUAAAGAAGGAGGCCCUAACCCUGAGCACAACAGCAGUCUGGCCAACGUCUUAGAGGUGUGUCGCAGCAAGCACAUGCCCAAGUCAACGAUUGAGGCAUCGCUGAAAAUGGGGAAAACCAAGGAUGUUUAUUUGCUGUAUGAGGGCCGAGGCCCUGGUGGCUCUUCUUUGCUCAUUGAGGCAUUAUCUAACAGUGGCUCCAAGUGCUAUUCAGACAUCAGACAUAUCCUGAACAAGAAUGGGGGAAUGAUGGCUGAUGGAGCUCGCCACUUUUUUGACAAAAAGGGGGUGAUCGUGGUUGGAGUGGAGGACAGAGAGAAGAAAGCUGUGAACCUAGAGCGUGCCCUGGAGCUGGCAAUCGAAGCAGGAGCUGAAGAUGUUAAGGAAACUGAAGAUGAAGAGGAAAAGAACAUUUUUAAAUUUAUUUGUGAUGCCUCUUCACUGCAUCAAGUGAGGAAGAAGCUGGACUCCCUGGGCUUGUAUUCGGUGUCCUGUUCACUAGAAUUCAUCCCCAAUGCAAAGGUGCAGCUGGCUGACCCCGACCUGGAGCAGGCCGCCCUUCUCAUCCAGGCUCUUGGCAGCCAUGAGGACGUGAUCCAGGUCUAUGACAACAUUGAGUAACCAGGCUCUGUGUGCCCCCGGAGGCCUUCCUAGGCAACUUGCAGCUCAUUCUGGAGCACAGGCUUCUGCAGCGACUCUGAGACUGAAGCAGAUUGGAGGCCUAGCAGGUUAGGAGGCAUAAAACCAAGACCUGCAGCUUUUUGGCCAAGGGAAUCACCAUCUCUGUGGGGCCUCUUUGUCAGCUCUGCUGGUGUCUCAGAGCCCUCCUGGGUACAGGGUGGAGCCAGCCAGCUAACCAGACUCCCUGAUCUUAGUAAGUUGUCCCUUGUGGGCAUGGCAAGUGCCCUGAGGGCCUUUGUACUAGAAAUUGCUCUUAAAUAAUGUAACUGAUCUGAGUUGCUAUACUCCUGUUGUGUGACUCUUGAGUUUCCUGGGUUUUUGUCCAGCUGUGGGGAUGCUCUUGACUUCCUUUGAAGUCUAUAGGUUGAGUUCCACUACUCCAGUCCCAGGCCUUUUUUUUUUUUUUUUUUUUUUUUUCGACCAGAGAAAUGUAGCUCUCUACAGGCACCACUCUGUACUCUAAUGCUGGUCUGGUGGCCUAAGCCUGUCAUUAAUCAUGCAGAUAGUAUUUGUCAAAAUACCUGUGUAUCAGGAACUGUACUUAACCAGGAGCACAAGCUGUUUAGUUGGUGCCGUUAGAUCCUGCUCUAAGACAUAGGACCUCAGAGGUCAGACACAAGACUGCCGUCUGCUGCAACUACCCUAGGGCAGUGUGAACUGCUGUGCACGUGUCCGUGUUCUCUUCUUGUGGCCUCUGUGCCCUCCUUCGCCAGACAGCUUAAGGCUCUAACACAGUAGGAAAUCAAGUGCCAAUGAUAAGGGACUCCCAGGCCCUGCUUCACACAGGCCCCAUGUGUUCUGAGAUUGGUCAGAGCAGACCUGUCAGCAGAUUGGACUGCUCUCAGGAAAGGCUACGCCAAGCUGGCUUUGAAAGCUACUUGAUCGCCAGAAUGCCCACCCUAGCUCCUUUUCAUCCCUGCUGCCAAAUGAUGCGGCACUGGGAACUGGAGAGGAAAUGAGAGUAGAAGGAGGGUGAAGGACUGAGUCAGAGCCUGGCCAGCUGGGAAAGAGGACCCUUCAUACCUUUGGCUCCUAAGUGUCACUUUUGGGUUUAGAGAGACCAGGAGUGCCAGUCACCUGUGCCGGGGCCCGUCACACGUCAGGCCUGGAGUGGCUUUUUGAUCAUUUAUUCUCCCUUAAUUCGUUCUGUACUAGGCAGGACCCAGAAGACUUGUUCAUCAGGUGGAGAAGGGGCCCUUUGUCCCAUUUUUCCCUUCUAGAGCCAUAUGAUGUCCAGGUCUUACAAUGUAGCACCAAGACUGGAAUCUUAAAUGAUGAGCAACGUCUUUGCAUCCACUAAACUGCAAUCAGGGCAGAAAGAAGGGGAUGGAGAUAUGUUUGGAUUUUUCCCUUGCCUGGUGGUAGCUACAUAUUCUCCUUCAGAAGUAUGUAUGUCUAUAUUCCAAAGGCUGGGUGAGAAAUGGCUUUUUGAUCCCUGUUAUUCACCUACUCAUAAGUCGUGUAAGCCAGUUCUGAGGUCGGAGUAAUUUUCCUGAAGGAGCUUCAGGUAAAUGAGGAGAACAAAAACCAAAUUGGCUGGCUAUAAAUAUUCAGCUUCUGGGAAAAACAGAUUACUAAUUCCAUGAUGACUUUAACAGUUGGAGAGCAAAGGCUAAGGAAAGAAAAACCAAUGAAAUAACCCACGAAAUGCCAAAGCAUAUCUCUUAUACCUAAUUUCAUAAUCAUGAUACCACCUGGCAUUCUUUAGUUUUUUUUUUUAAGAUUUAUUUAUUUGUGAGCGAGCGAGCAGGGGGAGGAGCAGAGGGAGAGAGAGAAUCCCAAGCAGGCUCCACACUCAGCGCUGAGCCCAAGGCAGGGCUCGAUCUUACAACCCUGAGAUUAUGACCUGAGCUGAAAUCAAGAGUUGGAUGCUUAACCAACUGAGCCACCCAGGUGCCCCACAUUCUUUAGUUUUUAAAGGAGAUAACUCAUCCAAAUAGUGCACUUUAAAGUUUAAGUACUGCUUUGUAAUUUAUAAGAUACUUUUACAUGUUAUUUAUUUUAUUUUCACAGCAAACCUAUAAAAUAAUCAGGCCAAGUAUUUUAUGCACAAAUGGUCUCAUAGCCAAGCAGGUGAGAAGAGGUCUCAUACUACACCUUACGUUGAUAGACCUUGGUUUAUAAAAAUAGCUGUUUUGUAAAUGUUGAAUAUAAUUAUAAUUUGGAAGAAUCUGAUAAUUUCUGAUCUGAGAAAUCUACACCAGGAGAGUCUGCUCUGGAAGGGAACUUGGCUAUUCAUGUGAAUAGUCCUCUGAUUAAUAGAUAGGAUUUGCUAAUAAGGAUUUUUGUGUAACCAGUUUUCUUACAGCAAGGCUUUGAAUGGCUCUGCACUGACCCCUGGUGGUGCCUUGCAGUCUUUCCUGUGGCUAAUAUGGGAAAAGCAGAAAUGAAGCCUUAUUUGGACCUGUUCUGCCUCUAGGUCUGCUAAAGAGACCCUUAGCUACAUAGGUUAAAUAGUUAAGUAACUGUUUAACUGAAUAGUUAAGUAGAGAGGAUAUGCAUUCUGCCACUAAAAAUUAUUUUUUGAAGAAUAUUUUAUGUCAGGAAAUGUUUACAAUGUAAAGUGGAAAACAAAGAUGUAAAGCUAUGUGUAUAAUAUGGUCCAAAUUUUAAAAAUAUAGUCAUACUUUAUGAACUCUAAAAGAAAAAGACUAGAAGGAAGUGUAUCAGAAUCUCAAAACUGGUUAUCUCUGGGUGGUGAUAUUAUCACUGAGUUUUAUUUUCUAUAAUCAUAUAUUUUAUCAGGGGAAACAUUUUUAAAAAAAGAAAACUAGUCACAUUAUUGUCCAGCUAGGGCGACAGCCGGUGAGAGGCCAGGAAUCAGGCAUACCUUAAACUCCAAAGAAUGAGAUCUGGUCUUGGCUUGGCCUUAUCUUUGGUCAUUGUCUUAGCAGACAAAAUCAUUCAAUGCUUUGCAGCUGGCUUCAGCUCACUUUCAAGUGACCUUUCCAUGGGAUGGGAGUAUUUGUGACAGGUUCCGUCCAUAACCUUGACUCUCACAAGAAGCGUUCAUGUGGUAUGUAGCCACCUUCCCUCUGCCAGAGGCCCCAGCUAAAUCGAACAGGAACCAUGAAGGCUCUGCUUCCAGCCCACAAUGGAAAUUCAGCCAUGGCCUGAGUUACUCUUUGUUUUGUAUGGUUUUGUUUUACUCUCUGAAACUUACAGCACAACAGUCAAUAAAACUUCACACUCGAAGAAACCCCAA